This is a messenger RNA of Effrenium voratum, 342 nucleotides long. The record is from the annotation of a GenBank genome assembly. NCBI's taxonomy places the organism in Eukaryota, Dinophyceae, Suessiales, Symbiodiniaceae.
AUGUCAGCUCACGAGGAUGGAGCAAAACGGGAUCGACUCCGGGUCCCGGAGCUGCGUCGGCACGGCUUCUUCCAGCUCCAGCAGUUCGACUGGCAAGGACUGAAGGAGUUGCGGAUCGAGCCGCCCUUCGUGCCACAGGCCAUGGAUGGCCUUGCGAACUUCCGGCGCUGCGAUGAGGAACCGGACGCCAUGCCAUACCAGGUGACAAAUGCCGCCUUGGAGAUGGGCUUUGAAUUUUUUGAGUGGGACGUCGAUGUCGAUCCCUGCGACUUGGCAGCCUUUUUCAUAGAGUCGUUAAGAGGGGGGGCAACAAGCAUUACUGCAAGUUCAUGGCAGCUUUAG